Oryzias melastigma (Indian medaka) is the source of this 1713-nucleotide messenger RNA. RefSeq names its product neutral cholesterol ester hydrolase 1a (gene nceh1a). The coding region runs from base 53 to 1303 and encodes 416 amino acids. Gene Ontology annotation, molecular function: carboxylic ester hydrolase activity. The transcript is spliced from 5 exons. Lineage: Eukaryota; Metazoa; Chordata; Actinopteri; Beloniformes; Adrianichthyidae. Gene Ontology annotation, cellular component: membrane. The record is from RefSeq and is a predicted model, not a curated record.
ACGCUUUACAUAUAGGUUGACAGGAGGAGCUGCGGCUGACAGAUGCAUCGAGAUGGGGCGGAAAGUACUCGUGGUCACCGUGCUGCUGACCGUGGCGGUCGCUUAUUACGUCUACAAACCGCUGCCCGACGCCAUCGAGAAGCCGUGGAAGCUGAUGAUGCUGGACGCCAUUUUUAGGUCAAUGAUGCACCUGGGUUUCAUGAAGGAAUACCUGGUCCUCAGUCAUUACAUCAGCUCAGUCAGGAGUUCGGUGGAGAGCAUUGAGGGCUUCACGACCUCCUCCGAGUCCAGGGAAGGGGUCAUCCCAGGGGUCAAAUUCACAGACACCACGUUCGCCGGCGUCCCGGUGAGAGUCUACGAGCCCCCGGCGGGCGGCGAGGGCCAUCUGAGGAGGGGCCUGAUGUAUCUACACGGAGGAGGCUGGGCCUUCGGAAGUGGCAAAGGUGGAGCCUACGACUCCAUCAGCCACAGGAUUUCAGACGAGCUGAACUGUGUGGUGGUCAGCGUGGACUAUCGCCUGUAUCCAGCGGUCCACUUCCCAGAACCUUUUUUGGACUGCUUCGCUGCCGCCAAACACUUCUUAUCUCCAGAGGUUCUGGCUCGAUAUGCCAUCGACCCGGAACGUGUGGCCGUGUCUGGAGACAGCGCCGGAGGGAAUCUGGCGGCCGCCGUCGCUCAGGAGAUUUCUGCGGACGACGGCGUGCAGGUGAAAUUCAGCGUCCAGGCUCUGAUCUAUCCGGCGCUUCAGGCUCUGGACUUCAACACUCCGUCCUACGUGCAGAACCAGAACAUGGCCGUCCUUUCUCGCCACACCAUGGUGAUGUUCUGGCUGCAGUACCUCAACGGCGACCUCUCCCUGCUGCCUCAGGUCAUCGCCAAUAACCACAGCGCCUCGCGGCAGUCCGCCCUCACCGCGGAGCUGAGGUCGCGGGUGGACUGGACCGUCCUGCUUCCACCCAAGUUCAGGAAGAACCACUCGCCGCUCGUGGUGGAGAAAGGAUCACAGGAGAUUCUGAAGAAGGUGCCGGGGCUUCUGGACACGCGGGCGGUGCCGCUGCUGGCCGAAGCGGCGGUCUUAGCCAAAUGCCCGCGCGCCUACAUCCUGACGUGCGAGUACGACGUUCUGAGGGACGACGGGCUGAUGUACGCUCAGCGCUUACGGGACGUCGGGGUGUCCGUCAGCCUGGAGCACCUGGAGGACGGCUUUCACGGCGCUUUCAGCUUCAUCACCUGGCCGAUGGACUUUGAGGUGGGGAAGAGGGCGGUCCGCUCUUACAUCACCUGGCUGCAGAACAACCUGUGAGAACGCUGAAAUCAAGACUAAACCCCACUUUUUACAAAGCUUCUCAGAAGUUUUCCCUCCAAGCUCAGGGUCCAAACCUGUCAACCUUUCUGAUCUUUACAGAUCAACUCACUAACCUGCAGUUACUUCCUUUACCUUUAAAAAUAAAAGCACAUGGAGUUAGCGCUCCUUUGAUUAAAACCACAUUUUUUCACCAAUGUUUUUUAUUAAAAAUUGUCAGUUUUUCACUAUUUUAAGUUCUGAUUGAUUCUGACUGAUCAGCUUUACUUACUUAACAAUAAAUGUUUUUGCACUGAUUCUGAAAAUGUGACAUAAAAAAACUUUUUCUAAAAACAGAAAGAUGACAAUCAAAGAUGAUUUUGAUAUUUUCUAGCAUGUAAAUAAUGAUUGAAUAAACUUUGUAAAAUGUU